CCACCAAAUGGAAUACAAUGAAUCAAAUUACAUCUCUAUCAAAGUUUCUGUCUUUUGUUUUUUGUGAUAUUUUAUUAGGGUUUGAAAAUUAGAUUCGAUCGUAUCGCUUCCUCUCUCGAUCUUAACCCCUUUCGCCAUUAUCAUCGAUUCUUCUUCUUCCUCUUAUUAUUAUUUUCAUUUAUAACUUCGUCUAUUUACAACUAUAUAAAUUAUUCAUUCAUCAUUCUCAUUAGGGUUCGAAUUACUUAUCCUCAAGGUCGAUUAGAUUUUACCAUUUCUUAAAUUUCGAAGCUCCUUUAGCUUCUUCUUCUCGUGAAUGAACUAAAGGGGGCAUUUUUUAAAAAAAUUUUAUUUGUAAAAUUGGGUGAGGCACAAUGUUUGCUUCGGGCAUGGAUUCUGCACGAGAAGCUGGUGGUGCUGGAGUUGCGGGUACGGUCUUAAUGCGGUUUGUGUGGCCUCACGGUGGUCGAAGUGUAUUUCUCAGCGGUUCCUUUGACAGAUGGACCAGGCUUGUGCCUAUGUCUCCGAUGGAAGGUUGUCCUACUGUAUUUCAAGCCAUUUGCAGCAUAACACCCGGGUAUCACCAGUAUAAAUUUUUGGUUGAUGGAGAAUGGCGGCAUGAUGAACGCCAACCUUGCUUAACAAGUGAAUAUGGGGUGGUGAACACUGUCUUAUUCACUGGGGAAUCCAAUUUUAAUCCUGUCAUAGGUCCAGAGGUGCCAUUGGGUAUGGAAUUGGACAACGAGACUUUUAGACGUGUGGUCCAUGUAUCAGAUAACACAGCAAGUGAUGUGGUAACAAGGAUAUCGGAGGCUGACUUACAGGUCUCUCGUCAUCGGAUUUCUGUAUUUUUGUCUACACACACGUCAUAUGAGUUACUUCCCAAGUCAGGCAAGGUAGUUGCAUUGGAUGUUGAUCUACCAGUAAAGCAAGCAUUUCAUAUUUUGUAUGAGCAGGGAAUCCCCAUGGCGCCUCUUUGGGACUUCAGCAAGGGCCAGUUUGUUGGAAUGCUUAGUGCAUUGGAUUUCAUUUUAAUUUUGAGAGAGCUUGGAAAUCAUGGAUCAAAUUUGACAGAGGAAGAGCUUGAUACACACACCAUAUCUGCCUGGAAAGAGGGAAAAGCAUAUCUGAAUAGACAGAUUGAUGGGCAUGCGAGGCCAUUUUCUAGACGUAUCAUCCAUGCUGGGCCAUAUGACAAUUUGAAAGAGGUUGCUUUGAGAAUAUUGCAAAACGAGGUGGCUACAGUUCCCAUCAUCCAUUCCUCUUCAGAAGAUGGUUCAUUUCCCCAGCUACUGCAUCUUGCUUCACUCUCUGGAAUACUUAAAUGUAUUUGCAGGUAUUUUAGACAUUGUUCUGCCACUUUGCCCAUACUCCAACUGCCAAUUUGUGCAAUCCCAGUAGGUACAUGGGUUCCAAAAAUUGGAGAAUCUAACAGGCGCCCUUUGGCAAUGUUGAGACCAAGCGCUCCACUUAGUUCAGCUUUAAACUUGUUGAUCCAAGCUCAAGUAAGUUCAAUACCAAUAGUUGAUGAUAAUGACUCGUUACUAGAUAUAUAUUGUCGAAGUGAUAUAACUGCUUUGGCAAAAGACAGAGUCUAUACGCACAUUAAUAUCAAUGAAAUGACUAUUCAUCAGUCUUUGCAAUUGGGACAAGACUCAUACACUCCAUAUGAAUUGAGAAGUCAAAGAUGUCAAAUGUGUUUGCGUUCCGAUACAUUGCAAAAAGUAAUGGAGAGACUGGCAAACCCAGGUGUAAGACGGCUCAUAAUUGUGGAAGCUGGCAGCAAACGUGUAGAAGGCAUUGUUACCCUGAGUGACAUCUUCAAAUUCUUGCUUGGAUAGUUUAAAGUGACCAUGAAAGUUUUAAUUGGGAAGAGAUUGUGCAGUGGUUUUAUGACUGAUGGCAAAUGUUUUUGCUGCAUCUCCUGCCUUGUUCCAAGGAAGACCCACUUUCCACGGUCACUUCGAUCCCAUUUCUUUGAAGUCUACCAUUUGAUUGACCCUGUGCUUGGUAGCCUAACUUUUAGAAUUUAGGCUGAAAAGAGGGGUAUGCAAUGUGAGAGCUGAUUCUCUCCUGAUUCCCUAAUUUGUUCAUCUCCCCGUCCUUUUUACUGAAAACUACUGCGAGCCAUUGAUGUAAAUUUCAUGUAUUUGGGGAGCAUGGGACGUGUAAUAGUUCUAUGCUGCUUCUUUUAAGUAGUAAAAAGAGAUGGGGAGGAGCAACAUUAAAAUGAAAUACUCUCCUAUGUUAGUCUGUGAUUGGUCCUUAGAAAAUUUGACAGGGUUGUAACUGCCUUAAUUUCUUUUCCAUUUUUCUUUCAUCCUUUUUCCUUACCCCCCCCCCUCCUUCCUUUAUGUGUUACUGGUUGGAGUUUUAUACCAGCAGGAGAAAGUUUAAAAUUUGCAUUUUCUUGCUCGUGAGGCAGCAAUAGAGAACUGAUGAUGUUGAUUACCGGUUUCUAGCUGCUAAAUGUGAGAUUUCAAGUUUGUGAUAAGGGGGUGAAUGGGAGAAGGAACUUAUGUUAUGAUAGAUGUAGUCAAAUUAGAUUACUAUUAUAAUUAUAAUUAUAUUGUAAUUAACAUCAAUUUGCUGAUAAACCUGAUGGUCUAGAUGCUAAUUUUAUACUUUAAAUCUUUCAAGUA
Messenger RNA from Jatropha curcas, 2642 nucleotides. RefSeq names its product sucrose nonfermenting 4-like protein. The record is from RefSeq and is a predicted model, not a curated record. Lineage: Eukaryota; Viridiplantae; Streptophyta; Magnoliopsida; Malpighiales; Euphorbiaceae.